AUGAGCCCCGAGGAAGAUUCGUCCAGCACCAAAACAGCAUGUCCCAGCGGUCCUAUUGCCCAUGUUCUUAUUCUCCCUGACGAUGCCCAGCCCGUGCAUCUCGAGCUCUCGAAUUGGGAUGAGAUAGAUGACUUUCUGACGCGCGACCACGACGAGUACCCUGACCAGCGCAAGAUGUUUAUCCUGAAUGGGCUGCAUGCCAGAUUGGCGUUUGAGCUGGCUGUGCGGAUGGACGUGGACCCUGGUUUCUUUGACUGUCACAUCUAUCGGACGAGGUAUAUACCUCCCCGGGGGAAGGAGGAACAUCAACGCACCCAGGGUCAGGGUCAGAGUAAAAACGCAAAAGCAGGCACCAAGGAGAAGAUGGCUUUUUUUCAGAUUGAUUUCCCGCAGGUGCAGGAGCUGUGUAUCCCAGAGGCGAUGCCUGCGUCGAGGUCUUCGGAGAUUACGUUACCGGAGAGUAGGUGGAUGGCGGACGAGAACAUGCUGUGCGUGUCGCCGGAUUCGCGAAAGGCGUAUGUCCUUGAUGGGACGUUGUACCGCUGGGAUGGGAUGCUGGUCGGCACGUUUGGAUACUGGCGGCGGAUGUCGUGGUGGAGUAGUGAGCGGGAAAAGACGUCCGUCAUGAUCAUCGAUGGUCCGCUGGAGGCACUCCUCCCACCGCACAUCUCACCUGCUACCAUCGGAAAGCAAGCAUUCAGAAACAACGUCAAGCGCCUUACCGGCACGACCACCGACGCCCUGGACAACUUGUACUCCCGAUGGCGAGAACGACGUCGCCCGCAGUCCUUUCUAGAAAAGUUCCUUCAGGACGGAACACCAAGUACAGUCCACGAGGUUGCCACAGAGGUUGCCCUCCAGCAGUGGACGCUGCUCCUCGCAGCCGUACAAAUGGACAGAGGACCGAACCAGGCGAGUCCCAUCCUGGAAAUCAUAUCCCAGCGCAUGGAGAACAACAUCCUCGACUGCACGCGUGUACAGGGUCAAACGCACGUCCACGCCCAAAAAUGGCAAGAGUUGAGCAAACUGCUCCCGUCGAGACGAGACUCGGCGUACUUACAAAUGGUGACGGCGUUCCACGACAAACUCCAGCGUAUAGAGCGGAAACUACCACCCCCCACGCCCGGCAGCCAGAACGACAGACUGGCGCUGGCAGUGAAAGAGGAUAGGAGGGCGCUGAACCGCCUGUCCUACAUGGGGGGUGUGCUGCUGCCGUUUUCGAUUGUAGCAGGUGUGUUUUCCAUGGCGGGCGAGUUCACCGCCGGAGGGAGCCUGUUCUUCGUAUACUGGGUGCUCGUUGUGCCGGGCGUGGUGGCGGCCUUGCUGGCCGUGUAUGCGGAUACCGUGCGCCUGAGGCGGGUGAACAAGGCGGUCAGGGAGGGGAGGAAGAUGCCUGCGUGGGUGGGACGCCUGCUGAGGAGGUAUAGGAGCGAUGGUGAUGAGGAGGCGUCGGAGACGAGUUCUGCGUCGGAGGAGAGUGCGGCGGCUGCGCCGGCGAGACAGACUGCGGGUGAGGUUGUGCCGGUGAGGCAGGGCUUCUUCCCGGCCGUGGCAGGGAGACGGUUGCCGAUGGGGGUUGUUGCACCAAGGGGGAUGCCGCGGAGGAUGAGUGUGCCGUGGCCGACUGGCGUUUUGGUGGAUGAGGCGAGGAAUGAGGACACGGAGGAGUUGGGGUGGUGGAGGGCGUUGAGGACCUUGGUUGGGUAUGAGCCUGAUUGGGCGAAUGCUCGUGAGGAUGGGCGGUGA
This is a messenger RNA of Pochonia chlamydosporia 170, 1746 nucleotides long. RefSeq lists its product as hypothetical. The transcript is spliced from 2 exons. NCBI's taxonomy places the organism in Eukaryota, Fungi, Ascomycota, Sordariomycetes, Hypocreales, Clavicipitaceae. The coding region runs from base 1 to 1746 and encodes 581 amino acids. The record is from RefSeq and is a predicted model, not a curated record.